This is a messenger RNA of Dictyostelium purpureum, 1491 nucleotides long. RefSeq lists its product as uncharacterized. The transcript has a single exon. NCBI's taxonomy places the organism in Eukaryota, Evosea, Eumycetozoa, Dictyosteliales, Dictyosteliaceae. Gene Ontology annotation, molecular function: ATP-dependent H2AZ histone chaperone activity. Gene Ontology annotation, cellular component: nucleus. Bases 1 to 1491 code for a protein of 496 amino acids. The record is from RefSeq and is a predicted model, not a curated record. Gene Ontology annotation, biological process: regulation of DNA-templated transcription; chromatin remodeling.
AUGACAUUACCUGCAAGAUCAACUAGAGGUAAAAGAACAGUUGAACUAUCAGUAACUGAAGAAGAAUUAUGGAAUCAAUUACUUAAAGAAACUGAUAAUGAAAAAGAAGAUCCAGAUUUCGAGAGCGAAGAGGAAGAAGAGGAUUUAGAUAUUGCAUCAGAUGCUGAAUCUAGCGAGGAAGAAGAAAAUGAUGGAGAAAAUGAUGUUGAUGGUGAAAAAGAAAGUAAAAAGAAAUCUUCAAAAUCAUAUAAAGACCCAAAAGCAAAGAAAUCAAGCAGUAAAAAGAAAUCUGCAACUGGUGAUGAGAAAUCUUCAAUGGAGACCGAAUUAGAAAAGCAUUUAUCUACCUCUGAUGGCACCAUUAAUAAAAGAAAAAGAAAAGACUCCUCAUCUCCACCAAAAACACCAACUCAAUCUGAACCAACAUCACCACCAACAAGAAGAUCAUCACAAAGAUCAUCAGCCAUUGAACAAUUACAAAAAACCAAUACAGAUAAAUCAAGAAAUAAAAAAGCAAAAACCGAUGAUGAAAAUGAUGACACUCAAAAAAGCAACACAACAGUUUCACCAAUCUCUACAAGACAGAAAAGAUCCACAAGAACCUUAAUGCAAUCACCACCCAUCACCACAAGAUCAAGAAGAUCAAAUAAAAAAGAAGAGGAAGAUAAUGAAGAUUAUUCAGGUAUCAAGGUAAAUACAGUAGAACUAUAUGGAAUGACCCAAAAAGAAUUAAUUCAGGAAACUAAAGAAACUGAAAUCUAUAAUAUAGAGUCUCUAAAUUUUUUAAUGCAAAAGGAAGAAGAUAGAAAAAAACUACACCAAGCUAAGAAACCAAUUAUAACAGGCCCAAGAAUUAUAUAUAAGUCAAAUGGAGAUGGUUCAACUAUAACAUUUACAGACUCAAUACUACCUGAAUGUUUCACAGACAAUAACAAAGAUAGCAAACUAACUACAGCACCAACACCCAAAAGAGGAGGCAUUGUAGAUCAAAGAAAAAAGAAAAGAAGAUCAACAAAUAGCGAUGAUGUCACCGCUAUUGAAAAUAAACAAAAAACUGAUAAUAUAUCAACAAAUCAAAUAGACUCCACAAGUACAACAGAUUCCUUACCAAAGAAAAUAGUUGAAAUUUGUGUUAUUACAGGUUUACCAGCCAAAUACAUUGACCCAGAAAGCAAACAACCCUUCGCAAACCUUGAAGCUUAUAAAAUUAUAAAAGAAAAGAAAAGACUAGAUGAACAACAAAAAUUAGAAACUAAAAGAAGACCUGCUGUAACACCAGCAACACCAACAUCAGCAUCAGCGACAUCAACAACAUCAACAACAACAUCAACAUCAACAACAUCAACACCAACAACAACCGCCUAUUCUUCAACCCACACCACCUCUCAUAGUAGUCAUAGCCACAGUGGCACCGAAGAAAGAAAAAGAAAAAAAAAAUCAUCGAGCCACAGCAGCUCAUCAAGUCAUACAACAACACAUUCCAAUCCAUAA